Lagenorhynchus albirostris (white-beaked dolphin) is the source of this 818-nucleotide messenger RNA. Its product is annotated as ATP synthase subunit d, mitochondrial-like. The record is from RefSeq and is a predicted model, not a curated record. The coding region runs from base 165 to 410 and encodes 81 amino acids. Gene Ontology annotation, molecular function: proton transmembrane transporter activity. Gene Ontology annotation, biological process: proton motive force-driven ATP synthesis. Lineage: Eukaryota; Metazoa; Chordata; Mammalia; Artiodactyla; Delphinidae. The transcript has 3 exons.
UGCAGGUUCGAUCCCUGGCUGAGGAACUGAGAUCCCCCAUGCCGCAGGCCAACUAAGCCCGCAUGCCGCAACUACUGAGCCCACGUGCUGUGGAGCCCACGCCCCACAACUAGAGAGCCCACGAGCUGCGAGGGAGAGCCCCCGCGCUGCAACGAAGAGCCCACAUGCUGCAACUAAUACCUGACACCGCCAAAAGUGGACAGGGAAUGAUGGUGUUAAGGAACAAGAGGGAAGACAGAAGGAGGAACAAGAUCAGGAUUGAAGAAUAUGAGAAAGACAUGGAGAAGAUGAAGAACAUAAUUCCAUUUGAUAAGAUGACCAUUGAGGACUUGAAUGAAAUCUUCCCAGAAACCAAAUUAGGCAAGAAGAAGUACCCCUACCAGCCUCACAAGCCAACUGAAAAUUUAUAAACUCAACCCUGAGAGAAAGCUCUGGCCCUCGAAUUAUAAACUCUGCACAUUAAAAAAUAAUUAUAUACUGCAAAUAGUCAUUUAAAAUAAUUUCAAAGAGACAGAAAGCCUGGAUCAGAUGGGCAUUUUCUGUUAAUCUUGGAUGAUAGAUUUCUGUCUUAUAAGAUUCUCUCAUAUAAGAGAACACCUUAGUUACCCACAAAAGGCUCUGGUAAACAAUAAAUAAUCCAGUGUGUUGGUGCAGGGAGCAUCAAUAAAACAUUAAAGUGAGCAUUACUGGUAACUAGAAUGUACUUUGGUAAGGCCUCCCUUUGUAUGAAGAAUAUUAUGAGCACAUGCUGUUCCACAAACAGCAAUGAGGUGUUCUACUUUAAGAAAAGAUUAUUAAUAAAUGUGUGUUAUUUUGAA